Messenger RNA from Xenopus laevis (African clawed frog), 8478 nucleotides. It is a transcript of the gene relb.S, whose product is annotated as v-rel avian reticuloendotheliosis viral oncogene homolog B S homeolog. Gene Ontology annotation, cellular component: cytoplasm; nucleus; cytosol. Gene Ontology annotation, molecular function: DNA binding; DNA-binding transcription factor activity, RNA polymerase II-specific; RNA polymerase II cis-regulatory region sequence-specific DNA binding. The record is from RefSeq and is a predicted model, not a curated record. The transcript has 10 exons. The coding region runs from base 1151 to 2593 and encodes 480 amino acids. Lineage: Eukaryota; Metazoa; Chordata; Amphibia; Anura; Pipidae. Gene Ontology annotation, biological process: response to cytokine; regulation of DNA-templated transcription; non-canonical NF-kappaB signal transduction.
GUAAUUGUGUGUACCAGUUAUUAUGCAACUCUUUGUGGUUACUUUGAAAGUCUUUGUUAAUGGGUUUCAGUACUGGUCUGCGUGCUUCUAAUAAAGUGCCAUUAUAGUGAACACUUUUGCACAUUAAAACCAAUAAAUGCUGGUAAUUAUUUUUUUUAGAAAACAAGUAUUUUGGGGGGGGGGACCAAUAAUAAUGAGGGUUUCACUGCAGGUAAAGUACUAAAGAGACUCUGACAUAUGCUGCUGCAGCCAGCGUUGAAUGGAGUAGCAGUAUGGAGCAGUAUCAUAGCACUAUGCUUUAUGGCUUGUCUAGCUUGUUUAUAUAGAAGCUUUUUUCAUUGAGAAUCUGGCCCUUUCCUUAAAACAACUUUACACAUAUGUGUAUGAAAACAUUUUUCUAUCAAUCAUCCUACAAAACAGGUUAAUCAAGGAAAAAAUUAAAACUGUCGUAUUCAAAAGUUUAUAUAUCCUUUGUGCAUUGCCCCUUUAAGCAUGACAGCUUUCGGUCUUUUGUGAUCGUUGUGAAUACGCCAGUUUAUUUAGUCGUGCAGUAAAACCUCCCAUUCUCUUUGGCAAAAAGCCCCCAGUUCCUGUAAAUUCUUUGACAGUCUAAUAUGAGCUGCAUGUCUGAGAUCUUCUCAAAUUAGCUUAAUAAUGUUUAGGUCAGAAGACUCGAGAACCUUGAUUUUUUUACUGCUGCAGCUGAAGGGUUGUCUUGGCCUAAUAUUUUGGAUUAUUUUCAUGUUGGAUAGCCCAAGUGUGCCCCCCAUGCACAGCUUCUGGGCUGAUGAAUGCAAAUUGUCCUGCCAAUAUUUUCUGAUCAUAUUCUGCUUUCAUCUUUCCAUCAGUUGUUUGCACCCCAACAAUUUCCUUCCAGUUGUGUCUGAAGACUUUCUUGGUCUACCAGACAGAAGCCCUACUUGUCUAAUUCUUGAAUUAGAAAAUCCAAAAGCUGAUUUUUUUUAGCAGUACUGAUUGGCAUUUUCAAAUCUUUUUUAUAUCUGUUUCCUGGUGUAUAAAAAUUAAACUAUUUUGCUCACAUAUUUUUGACAUUCAUUUGUUUUUUUUGCUUUCCCCACAGAGCAAAGUCAGUGCAGCCUGACAACCACAUAGCAUUUUCUGUUGCUAACUGGAUAUAGGAAGAAAAGGAAUGCUAAUAAAAGAUGUCAUGGAUCUUAUUAAUUCUGACCGGGAUGUAAUUUCUUCGCCUUCCGUGUUUGUUUGCGAGGACGCCCCUUCUAGUAUCCUCAGUACUGUAACUGUCGCACAUUAUGUGCCCCAUGAGCAAUGCCCAUCCACAUCCUGGGCUCCUCAGCGAGAAGGUCCAAAUCCAGAAUUAAACAUCACUGAGCAACCAAAACAGAGAGGGAUGCGCUUCCGUUACCAGUGUGAGGGGAGAUCAGCUGGAAGUAUACUUGGGGAGAAAAGCACAGAGCAUAAUAAGACCCUUCCAGAGAUUGAGAUCAUCAACUGUGAUGGGCUUGAAGAAAUUCAUGUCAUUGUGUGUCUCGUCUGGAGAGAUCCUCCCCAUCGCGUGCACCCCCAUGGCCUUGUAGGUAAAGACUGCCAUAAUGGCAUCUGUGAGGUCACCCUGAAUCCUCAGAAUGGAGUAGCAAAGCACAGUUUCAGUAAUCUUGGCAUUCAGUGUGUGCGGAAAAGGGAAAUCGACUCGGCGGUAAAUGAACGGCUGAAAUUAAAUAUCGAUCCUUAUAAAGCUGGGAAAUGGCGUCUCCAUGAAGAAGUAGAUUUGAACGUGGUCAGACUCUGCUUCCAGGCCUCCUGUACUGGGCCGGGGUUUAAAUAUGACAUUCCCCCUGUGCUUUCUGACCCGAUCUAUGACAAGAAAUCUACAAAUACAUCAGAACUGAAGAUUUCUCGCAUGAACAAAGAAUAUGGACGAUGUGAAGGGGGCGAGGAGGUCUAUAUCCUCUGUGAUAAGGUUCAGAAAGAGGAUAUCCUGGUAAUAUUUGGAGAAGAUAAGUGGGAGGCUCGUGCUGAUUUCUCACAGGCAGAUGUGCACAGACAGAUAGCGAUUGUGCUAAAGACACCACCAUAUCAUGAUCUGCAUAUCACAGAACCAGCUUGUGUGCGUGUGUUUCUGCAGAGGAUUACAGAUGGCAUACGCAGUGAAGGGAUGCCAUUUGUCUACAUGCCACGAGUUAAAGAUCCCAAUGGUGUGCACUCUAAGAGGAAACAUCGGGACUGUUCACAACUCGGUGAUAUAGGAGAUCCUGAUCCACAUGGGAUUGAAAUGAAGAGAAGAAAAGUAAGACCUAGUUAUGCAGAUCAUUUAAUCCCUCCUUACCCAGAUAUAAAUUUACCCCUCAUGGAUUCCUUCAACCAUAAUGAAGGUUACCACGACCUUCCUCUGAUGAACCCUGAUGAAGAUGCAUUUCACUUUCUCACUGAGGACCCACAUUUUUCAGAUCUCCUGACACACGACCCUUACUUUCUGGAUGGUUAUUCGAAUCAAUUUCUGCCAGACCAGGUGAAUGGAGUCACAGCUCAUCUUGUGGGUUCCAGCCUUGCUUUAACCGACGAAGAACAACCUUUACCAGACUGUGCUUUUAAUGACAGUGGUUGCCGGAGAUAACCGUAUAUUCAGAGAUUCCAAUAUUUGACUCUGUUUUCAGCACUUGAACUACAAAGCCCACUUCAGUUACAGUUUGUAUAUACAUAGAUACAUGUAUAUAUAUGUGUAAGAGAGCUUAUAGUUCUGGGAAAUAUAAGGAAUUUCUGUUGUUAGAGGGAGGAUAAAACACAGUGAUCUAAAGAUUUCUACCAUGAAGUCUUAAUAUUCCAUAGCUGACAAAAUGGUCCCUACUAAAGAGGUCCAUGCCUCCGCAAUAUGGAAUAAAGUUCACAAACAGAAAGACACUGAAGAAACCACUAUAUAUUUCUAAUUCUAAAAAAUAGAUACCACUUUUUGUAUGAACUUGUAAGCUCAAUAAUGGACCAACAUUUAUUCUAGGCUGUAGAAAAGAAUAAAGAGGACCUUUUAAUGGGGAGAGGAAUUUAGGAAGCAGUACCAUUGGCUUGUCAGUAACUAGGAUCACAAUUGCAUCCUCCAGUAAAGACAGAACUCUGGACUUCAGUGGCACUUGCUCUGUAUGUACAGAGAUAUGUAUUUAAUAAAGGUAGUUUGGUCUGUUUAUGUGAAAAUAUGGUAUAGGACAGAGGGGACAUCGUUUUUGCACUAGUAUAUGAUGACAGAAUAGAAGAUUGGUGGUUAAAAGGAUUUAUUACUUAAUAUACAUUUGAAACACUUAUUUUAGCUUUAUACUGUUAUAACUAUUGUAUUACCUAAGAAGGUAGGUAAAAACAAAACUCUUCAGUUGAUGCUUGCUGGCAAUAGCUGAUAGCACUGAGCAAUACUUCUUGCAGUAUUGGGAAUCUGAUCAAGGGCAGGAGUUUGUUGGCACCAGAACCUUUGCUUUCAACACCUGAGAAUCACAGCAGAGGUGUUGGGUGCAGAAGAGACCACAAGCUAAUUUGCAAGGGCCAGGUGCCCCGAACUCAGGUUGCACUGUAAUCAAGCUUAUCACAUAAUGCUUAAAUAUUAAUUGGGCCUGUUCCAGGAAGACUUGGUAUGCUUCUGACCCUGAGCAGUGAAUGUGCAGUGAAGCAACUCCAUGCCCUGGGGAUAGGGCCCAUAUAUGAAGAUCAUGGUGACCUUCAGGGCUGCAAAGUUUGUCAAGUCCACAUAGAUCAGAGCAAGGUGGCACAGCCUGAAGUAAAAUGCAUUCAUUCUCCACCAUGCUGGAGUUUACGGAAGUAACAAGAAUAGCAACAGAAAUCAAGCAAAGAGCAGGGUCCAUGUAUUGCAGAACGGGGCUGUCUGCCAUGUUUUGUUUUUAACCAGUCUCUGUGUGAAGGUAUAGAGCAAUAUGUAUAGCAUUUGUACAGGUUAAUGACAUAUAAAGUUUGCAUGCUUAUACAUAGUGACCAUGCUCAUUUCUCCAUUCCUGAAUAUAUUUGAAAUGAGUAUAAUUAAGAAAUUGAAUACUCAAAGCCAUUUCUCACAAUGGUCUUCAUUGCUGGUAGAGUAAGGGGGAAAUGUAAAAAAAUUUGCAAAGAGCAAAACUGUGCGAAUGAAAAUUCGCCCGGCGAAAUGUAAUGUUCUUCAUUAGGCUUUUAUUGCAAUGCAAACCUUAAUUGCGCAUUGCGAACCUUUACCACCUGCUCUGGAGUUUCGUUAAAUAUUUUGUCGCAAACAAUGGUUUGCGAUUGCGAAAUUUUAAUUGCAAAUGUUCGCAAAAGCAACUUGGUUGCAAACUUUGAGAGGCAGUCGUUCAGGUCUUUAAUCAGUCAAAAAUGGAGCAAACGAGGUCGCUAAUGAAAUAUAUUACAUUCCCCCAUAUGAGUUUAAAGAUAAAGAAUAUUAUAGAUGAGAUAGUUUGCCUUGUAUUGUUUAAAUUAACCAUGUUAAUCGAUGGAAAACAUUAAACCCCUUUGUAUAGGUUCACUAUGAGCUGUAAAGAUGACUAGCCAUGAUAAUUGAUUUAUGUGUAAAUUUGCACAAUGACUGCAUUCAUCAUUUUAUGUACAUACAGUAUAUAAAAAACAGGUGGAAUGGUGUGAUUGUUUCCUUACCCAAAAGUUAGUUAUGGAUUCUCAGGCUUGGAAUCUGUUAUAUGGAAUUAAAAGUGGAAUAGUAUUGUAGAAUGAACAUAGACAUAAGGCAGCGUUUGUAGGGCAGGCACUUAAUGAGCAAUCCUUCAGGCAGAAGUAGUAAAAAACAGGUCUUUAUUAAAGUACAAGUGUGUAUAACAGCCUUACGCAUUUCAUAUCCACCAAUCACAUUUGUACUAUAAUUAACCAAUCAGUGGGUAUUAUCAAAAAUCUACCGGAGUGGUUCUUGGGUUAAAAUAGGAUUGGUAGAUUUCUGAUAUACCUACUGAUUGGUUAAUUAUAGUACAAAUGUGAUUGGUGGAUAUGAGUUUAAAUACUUUGCAUGUGCAACGCCUAUGUGUUGUGAGAACAUGAAACGUGUAAGUCUUCAAUAAAAACCUGUUUUUUACUACUUCUGCCUGAAGGAUUGCUCAUUAAAGGGAUACUGUCAUGGGAAAAAAAAUUUUUUUUCAAAAUGAAUCAGUUAAUAGUGCUGCUCCAGCAGAAUUCUGCACUGAAAUCCAUUUCUCAAAAGAGCAAACAGAUUUUUUUAUAUUCAAUUUUGAAAUCUGACAUGGGGCUAGACAUAUUGUCAAUUUCCCAGCUGCCCCAAGUCAUGUGACUUUUGAAAAAAACAUGUUUUCUGAUGACAGGAUCCCUUUAAGUGCCUACCCUACAAACAACACAGUGAUGUCCGAAAUCCGCUUUGUCUAUCUGCAUCUGAGCAGAGGAGCAGAUUCUCGUCCUGUGUUUCCUUGAAGUUGUUUCACCAGUCCAGAAUUGAGAAAGCCAGUUGGAUGACUGGUGAAACGUCUUCAGGGAAAAAAGUCAGAGAUGAUUUGACUUAUUUCUACAGAUAUACCAUGACCUGGCUGAAUGAGAAUCUUCACAGACAUAUUCCUAGUAUGUUUUUAUGACAAGACUGUUAGUAGCACUUUCUAGAUCAGGGAUGUCCAACAUGAGACCCACCAUCUGCCAUUACAUCAGACAUCGUCCUAUUCCCCUCAUCAUUUAUUAAGAGCAGUUAAAGGAACACUUUACCAUGUUUAUGUCCAUGACCCAUGUUAUCCAUAAUAAAUCGAAAAAUAAUCAAAGCGUACUAAAAAUCAUUUUACAUGUAAUGUUUUUAGUGGCGAAUAGGAACCAAAUCAAUUAAUUUCUACCCAAAAUUAAGAAAUUGUUUAUUAUUUGAAGAAAUCAAUCAAGUUAGUUUCCAGUUCAGCAGUAACAUAAUAACUGACGUUGGAGCAAGAUACAUGAACAUCAGGUUCAACCCUUCUGUCGAAAACCUAUAUAGUUUCUAGUGGAUCCAAAGAAAGGCAAAAGCAUAUAAAGCUGUACAUUUUAGAAUGAUGAAAAUGCCCCAUUAAAGAGAGAAAUCAGUAGAGGACCAAAGAGAGAGUGGAAAUUAUAGAAACUGUAUUAGAGAGUCAUCUUAUGAGUUGGAGAGAAUAUCAAAGAAAUCGCUCACAGUAAAUAUAAACCAAUUUGACUGGAUAAAGAGAAAAAAAAGUAGCUGGAGGUUGUAUGGCCACUUGGGAGUGUAUAGGUGAUAUCUUACCUUGCAGUGCCCCAGUGGCUGCUAGAAAGGCAGCAUUGAAGCCCAGUCCCAGCACCCCUGCUGCAAAGAGGAGAACUGGCUGAUGUGGGUGAUGCGGAUGGACAAUGUGUCCCAGGGAUCCUAAGACAAGUGAGAAACUAAGGGGAGAGUAGGGAGGCGAAGGUGGGCAUAGGGGGAAAGGCGGUGGGAAUGAGAGAUAAUGAAGGGGGGACAGAGGACAUGUAAGAGAGAGAAGGUAUGGGCACUAUCAGACAGACUGAGCAGGGAAUCAGAGAAAUGACUUAGAAUGAGCUGGGCAAGGAGGACAGAGAGGCAAUGUUGCAGAAAGCAGGCUGAGGAGUAAUGAAAGAAAGUUGUUUGGUAGAGGAGAAAGGGAAGAAGGUGUAGAUAAUAAGUUACGGUGAAUAUACUGAAUGUUGAUUUUAAUCUAUAGCAACUGAGCCUGGCCUGUAGCCCCCAACUGUUGUUGCACAAUUAUACCCAUAGUAACUGGAGUUAAUAGCUUGAAGGCUCCAGGGUGAGCAUUGCUGGUCUGCACACACAGCUUAUCAUUCCCCUCUCUUUCCCAUUGUAUUUCUCUUUACAUUGAUUUCCAAGCUCACCUUUGCCCUUCCCUUUUCUGCUGAGCUUUCAUCUUCCCUUCUGCCAGUUUUUUGCCUUCUCUCCUUAGCAUUUCUCUGAACUGCUCUGCUCGCUCCCCUCCAUCAUGUGCAAGUCACACACUCCCCCCUUCAUCUUAAGUCCCAGGGUCAGUGGCAGCUAUUCACCCUCCUCAUUAUUUAACUGCCAUGUUUCGUCCUCCUCCUACCUCUAUUUCACAUUUCUCUCUGCCUUUUUCUGUGUUUUUCAACUGCCUCUUAUUAUCUUUGCCCUGGAACUUUUACUUCAGCUGAGUGAAGAACAAUAAAGUCCCAUUUUUAAUGGGUUAACCCCUUGCAAGAGGAGGCUGAUGAUGCAUUUCAGUGUUGGCAAAAAUAAGAACCCAAGUUUUUAACCUCUGCACUACAUCCUAUACAGCACUGUGCUCUUAGCCAUAUACUGUACAUUGGUUACCAUUUCCAUAUCAGAGGGGUGAUAGAUUUAAUCUUUUUUUUUUCCAAAAAAAUCAAGUUAUUUAUAUUUGAAAGUAACACACCUUUAUUUAUAUUUUAGAGUAUUCCCUACUACUACACCUCCUAAGAUCCGCCUGACAGUCACAGUGAGAAUGUGGGCGGCAUAUAGAAGUGACCCACCAUAACUUUUAGAAAAAGCAACUAUAUUUCCCUUAUUUACCCAUAGAUAUACAUAAAUGUAUGAGAAUAUUGCUUAUGUAGAAAUACCAUUCUUUAUUGCAUAUUUGUAGUUCUUUUCAUUCCAUGGCAAAUACAUUUAUUCUAAUUGCAUCUCAACCUAAGGCAUGUCCUGCAGGUACCCUCAAGUUAUAUAUAUAUAUACUUGUUCAACAUAGGGUCCCAGUAUAUCAGCGAGUGGUGCUGCAGGUAGUCAUGUCCAAGAGAUGGGCCGUUGUCCUGUAUUCCCCAACACGCAUGGUUUGUGUGCAUUACCCAUAGAUAGACCAGCAAAGUAGUGAACGGUCAACUUAUUGUUGUAGACUGAGGGAUGAUAUAGUAUGAUGCAAGAAAACCAUAAAACAGACUAGCAAUAAAGAGCAUAAUAAUAAUAACUUUGUUUAUCUUCUAGAUUAUCAAUGUGUUUAGACUAUGGGGGUCUCACGUUUCCCCUGUGGGUUUGCUGUUGUCAUUUUAAUGGGAAUUUCAAAUGGUGUAGUGAUUAGAGGAUCUAUUAUUCAGAAUACAGUCAUCCAGAAAGCUCAGAAAUAUGUCUCAGGCUCUAUACCCUAUACAUAGUAUAAUUAUACACUGAUUAGACAAUUUGCUAAUAUUGGUAUACAAUGGCUUACCUUUUAUUUGGACCAGGCCCCCAAGCAAUGGAAAGAAUGCUAAACCCUCUUAAACCCUUGUGUCACGGGUCACACUGACCGCCUCUACAAUUCCACAACUCCUAGCGCAGUUACCCAUAGCACUCUUUCCUUUCAUUUUCUAACUUCCAAAUAGACGGUCCAUAAAUAAAUGCUUGCUGGUGCAUUUUGGCCCCUGUUUAUGUCUGUGGGAUCUCACGCUACUGCUGUGUGUUCAGAGUAGAGCCGACACAAUACAACAUGAAACAAGACAACAGCAACAUCUAGUGGCAGGGACAUCCAAACACAAUGAAUGUACUAGAAUCAGUGUGUGACUAGGGUGCUACAGGCUCACCGGAAAACCGUAGACCCACUAUGAAGACCAUAUUUACUUCACUCACCUUAUUUG